GAAAAAAUUUCAUCCUGGAAUCAUUAUUCUAAAAGAUUCGAAGAUAAGGUUAUAGAACUUAGAUCCAAAGACAAAAAUUUUAAGGAUAAAAUUGCAAGAGUUCAAAUUUAUAAUAAAAUGAGACUAUACCUUACAGGCAUUACUGAUGAAUAUUUACACAAGAUAACAAGCAAAGCAAGAAAAAUUAAUAAGUUAUUUGGAUAUAAUUACGAUUCUGUAACUUUAAAAAAGAAUAAAGAUCAAAUAACUUCAGCGCAAGUUGGUAUAAAAACUGUGAACACCGUUCACGAUCAGACAAAAACUGAG
Messenger RNA from Diversispora eburnea, 306 nucleotides. The record is from the annotation of a GenBank genome assembly. Lineage: Eukaryota; Fungi; Glomeromycota; Glomeromycetes; Diversisporales; Diversisporaceae.